CAGCCGCUGCACCCUGGCCGCGUAGCAGACGAGCCCAGGCCCCGCCCGGGACGGCAGCCGCGCCAUGGACGUUCCUAGCUCUUCCAGUUCCCGCUUCUCGGUCAGCUCUGCCAGCCCCGGCACUGUGCUCCUCUAUGCGAAAGAGCUCAAAAAGUGGGAUGAGUUUGAAGACAUCUUAGAGGAGAGGAGGCAUGUCAGUGACUUGAAAUUUGCCAUGAAGUGCUACACACCCACCUUGUAUAGGGGAGUCACUCCCUGCAAACCAAGUGACAUCAAGUCCAUUGUUCUCAACUCUGAAGAGAUUCACUAUGUCAUUAAGCAGCUUUCCAGGGAGUCCCUUACAUCUGUCGACACCCUCCGAGAGGAGGCCACUGCAAUCUUGGAGGAAAUGAGCCACAAACUUCGUAUGGGAGCCAUCCGGUUCUUUGCCUUUGUCCUGAGCAAAAUCUUUAAACAGAUUUUCUCAAAGGUGUGUGUGAAUGAAGAAGGCAUUCAAAAGCUACAACGAGCUGUCCAGGAGCACCCUGUAGUCCUGCUGCCCAGUCAUCGGAGCUACAUUGACUUCCUCAUGCUGUCUUUUGUUCUGUACAACUAUGAUCUCCCUGUGCCAGUUAUUGCAGCAGGAAUGGACUUCCUGGGAAUGAAAUUGGUCGGUGAGCUACUCAGGAUGUCUGGGGCCUUCUUCAUGCGGCGCACCUUUGGCGGAAAUAAACUGUACUGGGCCGUAUUCUCUGAAUAUGUGAAGACCAUGCUACGGAAUGGUUAUGCUCCUGUUGAAUUUUUCCUCGAAGGGACAAGGAGUCGCUCUGCCAAGACCUUGUCUCCUAAAUUUGGUCUCCUGAAUAUUGUGAUGGAACCAUUUUUUAAAAGAGAAGUUUUUGAUACCUACUUUGUCCCAAUUAGCAUCAGUUAUGAUAAAAUAUUGGAAGAAACUCUUUAUGCCUAUGAGCUCCUAGGAAUUCCUAAGCCAAAGGAAUCCACCAGUGGGCUGUUGAAAGCUAGACGGAUUCUCUCUGAGAACUUUGGAAGCAUCCAUGUGUACUUUGGAGACCCUGUGUCACUGCGCUCUCUAGCUGCAGGGCGGCUCAGUCGGAACCCCUAUAACUUGGUGCCAAGAUGCAUCCCUCAGAAGCAGCCCGAGGAUGUACAUGCCUUUGUCACUGAAGUCGCCUACAGGAUGCAGCUUCUGCAAAUUGAAAACCUGGUUCUGAACCCAUGGCUUCUGGUAGUUGCCAUUCUACUUCAAAACCAGUUAUCCAUGGACCUGGACACCCUGGUGGAGAAGACUCUGUGGCUGAAGGGCGUAACCCAGGUGUUUGGAGGGUUCCUGCUUUGGCCUGAUAACCAGCUUCCUGAGGAAGUGAUCCAAUCCAGCAUCCUCCUGCACUCCAACCUGGCCAGCCUUGUCAAAGACCGGGUGGUUCUGAAAGUGAACUCUGGCAGCUCAGAAAUGGUCAAUGGACUUGUGUUCCAACACACCACCCUCCUCAUGUGCUCGGCCUACAAGAACCAGCUGCUCAACGUUUUUGUCCGUCCGUCCUUAGUAGCUGUAGCCUUGCACAUGACGCCUGGGUUCAGGAAAGAGGAUGUCUUCAGUUGCUUUUCCUUCCUACGCAACGUGUUUUCAGAUGAGUUCAUCUUCCUUCCAGGAAACACACUCAGGGACUUCGAGGAAGGCUGUUACUUGCUGUGUAGAACUGAGGCUAUACAGAUGACUGGGAAGGACAUCAUCAUCACAGACAAAGGGAAUGCUGUGCUAGAAUUUCUUGUAGGGCUCUUUCAACCUUUUGUGGAAUCAUACCAGAUACUUUCCAAAUACCUCUUGCAUGAAGAAGAGGCCUGCUUCACUGAGAGACAGUACUUGGUUGCAGCUAGGAAGUUCACCAGUCAGCUUCUGGAUCGAGGUGCCUCUCAGUGUUACGAUGCGUUGUCUUCUGAGCUGCAGAAAAAUGCCUUAGCAGCUUUUGUGAGACUCGGCGUGGUAGAAAAGAAGAAGGUGGGUCAGGACCCACAGGUUGAGAACUACUGGUAUAGAGUCUCCUCAGUGAACAAGUAUUUUGAAGCCAAACUCUCGUCAUUGUGUAUCUCGUGUGGUCAGAACAGGAGCAAGAAGCCUGUUUCAGCUACUUCAGACUGGGGCUGUUGUUGUACCUGGGCUGUGGUAGAGCACUUGCCUACCAUGUGUGAGGACCUGGAAUUGGUCCCAAGGCCUGAAGGAAUAAAAAAGAUAGUAACUAUGUGUUUAGUGUGAACGAGCCUGCCACAAGCAAAUUAGAAGAAAUGCUCGGUUGUAAGACGCCAAUAGGAAAACCAGCCACUGCAAAACUUUAAUAAUCAUGAAGCAGCUGUAGAAAGCACAGUUCCAUAGUGACAGUCACAAAGGACUUACUUUGCCACACAUGGGCAUCAAGAGGAGGAUGUGUCUUCUAUCUCCCUGAGACCUUGUGAGCCGUGCUUCUGCCAAGAGGAGGAGAUGACCAGUGAGAGCAUCAGUGUGAUCUUCCUGACAUGACGACUGCGGCACUCAUGUCAACCUGUGUGUUCUGAAAUAAAACAGUUUUUGGAAAACA
Peromyscus maniculatus bairdii (prairie deer mouse) is the source of this 2570-nucleotide messenger RNA. Lineage: Eukaryota; Metazoa; Chordata; Mammalia; Rodentia; Cricetidae. The record is from RefSeq and is a predicted model, not a curated record.